Podarcis raffonei (Aeolian wall lizard) is the source of this 1020-nucleotide messenger RNA. Its product is annotated as olfactory receptor 2AG2-like. Gene Ontology annotation, cellular component: membrane. The record is from RefSeq and is a predicted model, not a curated record. NCBI's taxonomy places the organism in Eukaryota, Metazoa, Chordata, Lepidosauria, Squamata, Lacertidae. The coding region runs from base 1 to 1020 and encodes 339 amino acids. Gene Ontology annotation, molecular function: G protein-coupled receptor activity; olfactory receptor activity. Gene Ontology annotation, biological process: G protein-coupled receptor signaling pathway. The transcript has 2 exons.
AUGUGGGAUUCUCCCAUUGCCACCUUAAGGAUUCACAAUGAUACAGAUUCAAGCAAGCCAACUCAAGAGGUCCUGGAAAAGAACAACGCAACAUCUUGGUCAGAAUUCAUUCUUAUGGGUUUUUUGAGCCAAUCGAAAUCACCCAGUGUCAUCAUGACUCUGUUUGUCAUGAUGUUCAUCAUGGUCCUCUCUGAAAACAGCCUCCUCCUCUACCUGAUCCACGUGGACUCUGGCCUCCAUUCCCCAAUGUAUUUUUUCCUUGGUCAGUUGUCUGUCAUGGAUAUUUCUCAAACUCUCGCCAUCGGCCCUAAAAUGCUUGUGGACUUUUUAAGGGAGAACACCAUUUCACUGACUGGGUGCUCAGCCCAGAUAUUUUUCGUACUGCUCAUGGGCAACGCAGAAUGCCUAAUCCUUGCAGUAAUGUCCUAUGACAGGUACGUGGCAAUCUGCAAGCCCCUCCAAUAUCCGGUCCUCAUGAGAAGAACUGUCUGUCUCAUCCUGACCGCGGUGGUUUGGUUUUGUGCCUUUGGUGCCUUGGGACCCAGCAUGUACAUGCGGCUACUGCACUACUGUGGCUCCAAUGUAAUCUAUCACAUCUUUUGUGACCUCCCGUCGAUGCUGAAGUUGUCCUGUUCUGAUACAUCUCGCUUGGAAAAGACACUGGUUUUUACUGGCUUUCUUCUGCUGAUCCUCCCUUCAGCCAUCAUUCUGGCCUCCUAUGUGUGCAUUCUUGCUACGGUCUUGAGGGUGCACUCUUCUGAAAGGAGCCACAAGGCUCUCAGCACUUGCCUGUCUCACUUGACUGUGGUGGGGCUCUUUUAUGGGGCAGCCAUGUUCAAAUACUUGAGACCCAGGUCCUACCAAAUGCCAUACCACGACGAUAUGGUUUCUGUGUUUUGCCUCAUCGUCACUCCCAUGAUGAACCCUCUCAUCUACAGCCUGAGGAAUCGGGAUGUGCUGGCGGCACUGAGGAAAACGUUCCGGAAAAACACAUCUUGUGUACCUACCCCAAAAUGGUAA